Copidosoma floridanum is the source of this 3106-nucleotide messenger RNA. RefSeq lists its product as uncharacterized. NCBI's taxonomy places the organism in Eukaryota, Metazoa, Arthropoda, Insecta, Hymenoptera, Encyrtidae. Gene Ontology annotation, cellular component: nucleus. Gene Ontology annotation, biological process: regulation of transcription by RNA polymerase II. Gene Ontology annotation, molecular function: zinc ion binding; DNA-binding transcription factor activity, RNA polymerase II-specific; RNA polymerase II cis-regulatory region sequence-specific DNA binding. The record is from RefSeq and is a predicted model, not a curated record.
UAAAAAUCGUAUUGUUUCAGAUUUUCAAGCUAAAUAAGUAGUUGAUAAAAGCAAAUCCUACGAUACGUGUUAAAUAAAAUCAAAUAAAAUUAGGACACAGAUGGGAAUUUCAUAAUAACGUAAAAAUGCGAGAGAAUAAGUAGACUUUUGGAGCUCACUACUAGCAGACGUUUUCUUGAGCAAAUUUCAAAACAACAAAUCGGAGCAAUAUUCAGCAAUAAGUAUUACACCCAUUUGGAACCAGCGCUGUGGUGUGCAGCAGCAAUCCACAUUGCAGGAGGAUUUAAACAUUUCAGCCAAAAGUUACAAAGAACAAGAAGAAGAGUGCGUGCAGUGGUUGUGGCGCUUCGCAGUGUUUGCGCGAGGGAAGCCAUUGUAAGCAAGUAAAUGCAGCAUUAACAAGUAUACGAAGAAAGAAUGAAGGAAGACACGAUGUAGACACGCGAGCCGAGCAUAAGUCGGCUUAAGUAUUACUUAAGUGGUAGGUGGUACGUGAGUUUGCACCCGAAUACCCGAUCUUCACUUGCAACCUGCGCAGUGUAUAUAUAGCGCUCAGGCGGCUCAGGCUCAGCUUGGCCCUUGAAACUUGGAACAGGAUUUUUGUCGGAGAAACUAUUCAAGUUGAGAACCUUAAUCUUCUCUUGGCAUAUUUCAGCUCCUUCGUGUCAAAUACAAAUGUGCAGUGGCACUCAAUCCCGGAGGUUGUCGUGAAUAUAAUAUCUUGCCGACUGGUGUUGAUCGUACAGAGACAACCAAUAGCCAUGACGUUAAAUAAUAGCUAUUUUGUCAUGCCAUUAAAUAUGGACAGAGCUUGUAGAAUUUGCUUGAUGGAAAAUACAAACUUACAACCCAUUUUUUGUAGUAGACAAACCAUAGAUGGCAACCUAGAUUUGCCACAAAAGAUUCAACUUUGUGGGGGUGUUGAUUGCCAGGAACAGGAUGGCUUACCUACUCUUAUUUGUGGCGUCUGUAUGUAUAAAGCAAAUAUUGCCUUUGAAUUCAGACAAUUGUGCCAACACUCUGAUGCUAGACUAAGGAUGUAUUAUAAUAAACCAGCUAAAUUCAAUAGUGCCACUGAUUCUGGUACACAGACUGACUUGCAAACACAGGUUCUUUUGACAAAGUCUGAUGAAGGAUUGCAGGAAAGUUAUUAUGUAAAAGAAGAAACAAUGAAUGGUCAGCAGUUCCAUAAUUCAAUCGCAAGUGGAGAGUAUCAUUCAGAAGCGCAAACUAAUGCGGUUGUUACUUCAAUUGCAGCAAGCAUAUCCACAGUUAAUGUAAAUAAUAUUUCGGUUCCGGAACAAAAACUUUUCGAUUGCCAUCUGACUUUUGAUGAACAAUCCAAAGAUAUUUCUAAAAAUUCAGAAACGAUUCCCUGCAAUACACAGUCAGUAAAUUGUGGUCAGGAAUUAAUUCCUGUUAACGUAAAUUUAAUCAAUGGCGUUUGCGGUAUAGAUACAGGUAUUAGUGUUGUAGAUGACGUGAAAAACAAUGUUAAUUAUUAUUAUAUGGAGAAAGAUCAAACUCUUACAGAAGAUACCAACUUGCAAAAACAAGGAUUGGAUGAUAAGUCAAAGAGCAUGGAAAAUGACCAAUUUACUAGUGAAGAAAUUGAAGAUGAUUAUUUUGUUGAAGAUACGGAAAAUCAAACCCAAGAAGAGAAAAAGUAUAAGUGCAAGUCGUGUCCAAAAACUUACACCACUCAGCUUGGCUGUAGGAAACAUCAGUUGACACAUGAUAAACAGUAUAAGUGCGAAACUUGUUUCAAAACAUUUUGUAAGCUUGAAAAUUUUGAAAAACAUAAGCCUAUUCAUAAUACGAAGCCUUAUGCCUGCCAUAUGUGCAGUACCUGUUUUUCAAAACCUGAAAGUCUUGAUGCACAUAUCAAGUCGCACAUCGAAAAAGAUAACUAUUUUAAGCAAUUGAAUUCUGAUAAUCCAAUAAGUGAGUCUAAUGAAAAGAUUAAUUGCAAAAGUGAAGAUUCAGAUGAUGAAAAUGGAAAUCAAUCUAUUGAUUUGGAAAGUGCUACAAAAAACUUUAAAUGUGAAGAAUGUGGCCAAUACUGUUCGUCGUUGAAAAAUUUAAAACGUCAUACUCUCAUACACGGGGAAAAAAAAUACUCUUGUACAGUUUGUAAGAAAUGGUUUUUCCGACCCGACACGUUGAAGAAGCAUGCCGAAAAACACGGGCAUGGACUGCUCGACAAUAUGUCCGACAGCAAUAAAUUGUAUGAAUCCGAUGAUGAUGUAUUUCCGAGUGUAGAUAGCAUUAAAUCGGAUAGUGGUAACAAUUGCAAGAAAGAAGAAAGCGAGGACGAGAACAGUGGAGAGUACAAAUGCCAACAUUGCGACAAAGUAAUGACAACCAAGAAGGGCUUACGAAGGCAUGUCGCUAUGCAUAAGCCAAAGCCAGAGCCAGCAGUUUGUGAAGUCUGCAAGAAAGUUUGUGCCAGUCGAGCGCGACUGGCUCUGCAUCAAAAAAUUCACAGCAAGCCCAAGGAGAAAGUGCCAAGAGAGUAUCUCUGCCACAUUUGCAGCAAAGUAUAUCCCAGUAACUCGUCGCUCACCUACCACAUGCGAACUCAUACCGGAGUCAAGCCUCACGUCUGCAAAACCUGCAACAGUGGUUUUACCACUACCACGAGCUUGGCCAACCAUAUCCGCAUCCAUACCGGGGACAAGCCUUUUGUUUGCCAUGUAUGUAGUGCGGCAUUUGCCGUGAGCUCGGCGUUCAGGCGCCACCUGACUCGUCACACCGGUGAAGCCAAUUACCAUUGCAAGACGUGCGGCAAGGCUUUUAAACGAUUGAGUACGCUAAAAGAGCAUACGUACACGCAUUCUGGAGAGAAGCCCUACGUCUGUAAGACCUGCAAUGCGGCGUACAGCCACAGUGGCAGUCUCUUUGCUCACCAGAAGCGUUGCAGAGCCACAGAAAUGAUUGCUGAAAGUAACCAGAACUCUGAUGAUGUUCAUGUUAACAAUGUGCAAUCCGCUGUGCGGUCGCUUCCUGUGAUAAACGAGAUAUUCUGAGGGAAUCUCAAAUCAAUUUGUGUCUCGACAGAUGACGCGCUAACGAAUUUUAAUUAUUCGUUUCCUACGACUGAAAU